AUGAGAAAGCUCAGCACUCGUCCACUUCCUCUUGGAGACGGAUUCUUCGACUCGUCAUCUGAUAGUUCAGAAUCUGAACUUUCAGAUAAGGACGAUGAAGAUAGAUAUUCCGACUCCACGGUUUCCACGUUAACUUCUCAAGAUCGUAGAGACACCCAAGGGUGUCAAUAUCCACGUUCUUCGGAACUUCCGAUCUCUGAAUCUCCAGCUCCACGAGCUCGACGAGCUCGUAAACAGAGAUCGAAGAGAAAGUCGGUGAAACCUCCGAACACUUCGUCUGACGACUCUUCUGAUGACUCUGAUGAUUCUUCCUCGUCCUCUUCUUCCGAUGACUCGGUGAGUUCUAAAUCAUCAACCAAUUCCAGUGACUCCUCGCCAUGCCGUUGUCGAGAUGGGCUUGCCGAGUGGGAGCAGCGUCAUGGGAGACGAUGGCAUCCGUAUGGAAGAAAUGGAACGUGGGAACCAUACCGCAAUCGUCGUCGCGGGAUCUAUGAUUGUGAGAACUCGCCGAGAGAAACUUAUUCGAAUGGAGCUUGA
Messenger RNA from Caenorhabditis elegans, 537 nucleotides. It is a transcript of the gene F08G2.5, whose product is annotated as WW domain-containing protein. Bases 1 to 537 code for a protein of 178 amino acids. The record is from RefSeq and is marked reviewed. The transcript has a single exon. NCBI's taxonomy places the organism in Eukaryota, Metazoa, Nematoda, Chromadorea, Rhabditida, Rhabditidae.